Messenger RNA from Nipponia nippon (crested ibis), 3105 nucleotides. The record is from RefSeq and is a predicted model, not a curated record. NCBI's taxonomy places the organism in Eukaryota, Metazoa, Chordata, Aves, Pelecaniformes, Threskiornithidae.
AUGUCAAGCAAAGCGGGCGGCAAGCGACCGGCGACCAUCACCAGCGAGCCCUCCAACCACACCAUGGUGUCAGAGGUGCCCCCAGAGCGCGCCGGAGGCCGGGCUUCGCGCUCCUCCCGCAAGGGCAUCGCCUUCGGGAAGCGCUCCAAUUCCAUGAAAAGGAACCCCAACGCCGCGGUGACCAAAAGCGGCUGGCUCGACAAGCAGGCCAGCUCGGGGGUGAAGCAGUGGAACAAGCGCUGGUUCGUGCUGGUGGAUCGCUGCCUUUUCUACUACAAAGACGAGAAGGAGGAGAGCAUCCUGGGCAGCAUCCCCCUCCUCAGCUUCCGCGUGGCGGCUGUGCAGCCCUCCGACAACAUCAGCAAAAAAAAAGAAGCACACGCCGAGCAUGCUGGCAUCCGGACCUACUUCUUCAGCGCCGAGAACACGGAGGAGCAGGAGUCCUGGAUCCAAGCCAUGGGCGAAGCCGCCCGGGUGCAGAUCCCCCCGACUCAGAGGUCAGCGCCUGCUAUCUCCCCGCACGAGAAGCCAGACUCUGAAAACAUCCCCCCCAGCAAACACCACCACCACCACCGCAACGCCGCCCACCGCGAGCACCCCAAAGCCGACCCUGACACCAAGACCCGGGGAGAAGGCGACGGCCGUGGCUCAGAGAAGAUCGAGAGGAAGUCAGAGAGGACGGAGGGCAAGAAGGAGCCCUUGGCCAAAGCCAAUGGCAUCGCUGGGCAGGAGAUGCCCUCAGAGCCCGGCAGUCCUUACCCCGAGGCGCCCCGGGUGCCGGCGAGCGUGGAGCGGCCGCCCCAGCCCAACGGCUGGCCAUACUCAUCACCCAGCCGCCCUGGCAGCACCGCAUACCCCCCGCCCGAUGGGGAGAGCGUGGCCCACCGCCGGGGCUUCGCCCCCCGCACCAACCCUGAGAAGAUCGCCCAGCGCAAGAGCUCGAUGACGCAGCUGCAGCAGUGGGUGAACUCGCGCCGGGGGGCCGUGCCCCCCGAGGAGCUGCGGAGCUACUAUUCCCCCUACUCGCCCCAGUACCCUGAGGACUACCAGUACUACCCACCUGGGGUGCGCCCCGACAGCAUCUGCUCCAUGCCCGCCUACGAGCGGGUGAGCCCACCCUGGGCGCUGGAGGACAAGCGGCACUCCUUCCGCAACGGUGGUACCUACCAGCUCCGUGACUGGAAGGAGCACCCCGGUUUUGGCCGGCAAGAUGUCCCGCUCUGGCUGCCCGGUCCAGGGAGGCAGCCGACCUACUUGGACGAGGUGGAUGCAGCCUCGGGCUCUCUGCGACGGAUGUCACUGCAGCCCCGCUCCCGCUCCGUGCCCCGCUCGCCCAGCCAGGGAUCCUACAGCCGGGCACGGGUAUACUCCCCGGUCCGCUCGCCCAGCGCCCGCUUCGAGCGGCUGCCACCCCGGGGAGAGGAGAUUUAUGCUGACCCCGCCACCUUCAUGAUGAGACGAUCCAUCAGUUCUCCAAAGGUGACGCCUUUCCCGGAGGCCUACAGGGAGACGCUGCACGCCUACAAGAUAAGCGAGCAAGACACCGAUAAGCUGCUGGGGAAGCUCUGUGAGCAGAACAAGGUGCUGCGGGAGCAGGAGAGGCUGGUGCAGCAGCUCCGAGCAGAGAAGGAGAGCCUGGAGAGUGCCCUGAUGGGGACGCACCAGGAGCUGGAGAUGUUCGGGAGCCAGCCCGCCUACCCAGAGAAGCUGCUGCACAAGAAGGAAUCGCUCCAGAACCAGCUCAUCAACAUCCGUGUUGAGCUGUCGCAGGCCAGCACGGCCUUGGCGAAUAGCACUGCUGAGUACGAGAGCCUGGAGAGCGAGGUGUCCGCCCUGCACGACGACCUCUGGGAGCAGCUGAACCUGGACAUCCAGAAUGAAAUGCUCAACCGGCAGAUCCAGAAGGAGAUCUGGCGGAUCCAAGAUGUGAUGGAGGGGCUGAGGAAGAACAACCCAUCCCGCGGCACGGACACUGCCAAGCACAGAGUGGCCAUUGGCCCCUCGGGGACGUACAGCUCCAACAGCCCCGCCAGCCCCCUGAGCUCGGCCAGCCUCACCAGCCCCCUCAGCCCCUUCUCCCUCGUCUCUGGCUCCCAGGGCUCUCCCACCAAGCCAGGACCCAGCGAGCCCAAGCCGAGCUUUGAGCAGAGCAAAAAAGAGUCGCAGCGACCGGCCCCCCCUGGGCCCCCCACCGAGGGGCUCCCGCAGAGCCGGCAGGAGCAGGAGGUGGAGAAGCAAGCGGCUCUCAACAAGGUGGGCAUCGUCCCCCCCAGGACCAAGUCUCCGGCGGAGGAGGAGGUGGUGCCUGUGGCUGGCGUGCCAAGGAGGAGAACUGGCGGCAUGGCCAACGGGCUCAGCUCUGGGGAGAGACCAAAGAGCGCUGUGUUCGCCAACGAGACGAAGGUGAAGAUGAGCGUGGAGGAGCAGAUCGACCGCAUGAAGCGCCACCAGAGCGGCUCGAUGAAGGAGAAGCGACGCAGCCUGCAGCUCCCCAGCAGCCAGCAGCCCGACACCCCUGGCACAAAGGCACCCACCUCCUACAAGGUGGUGCGCCGGCACCGCAGCAUCCACGAGGUGGACAUCUCCGACCUGGAGGCAGCACUGCGCUCCGACGACCCUGGCAAGGUCUAUGAGACGCCCCAGGAGGAGAUCGCUCGGCUGCGCAAGAUGGAGCUGGAGCCACAGCACUAUGAUGUGGACAUCAACAAGGAGCUCUCCACACCGGACAAAGUUGUCAUCCCCGAGCGGUACGUCGAGCUGGAGCCAGACACGCCGCUCAGCCCCGAGGAGAUGAAGGAGAAGCAGAAGAAGGUGGAAAGGAUCAAGACCCUCAUUGCCAAAUCCAGCCUGCAGAACGUCAUCCCUCUGGGCGAGGGGGAGGUGGACACUCCCCAGGACCCUGAGACCCAGCUGCAGGAGCAGGAGAAGAGGAUAGAGAUCUCGUGCGCGCUGGCUGCCGAGGCCUCCCGCCGGGGCCGCAUGCUCUCGGCUCAAUGCGCUACCCCAAGCCCUCCCACCUCCCCAGCCUCCCCGACUCCACCGACCAACCCCCUCUCGUCUGAAACAUCCCGGGUCGCCGACAACAGCCAUUUUAUGCGUGUCUGA